Messenger RNA from Suillus subalutaceus, 1338 nucleotides. RefSeq names its product MFS general substrate transporter. Bases 1 to 1338 code for a protein of 445 amino acids. NCBI's taxonomy places the organism in Eukaryota, Fungi, Basidiomycota, Agaricomycetes, Boletales, Suillaceae. The record is from RefSeq and is a predicted model, not a curated record. Gene Ontology annotation, biological process: transmembrane transport. The transcript is spliced from 15 exons. Gene Ontology annotation, molecular function: transmembrane transporter activity. Gene Ontology annotation, cellular component: membrane.
AUGUCGAAGCGUCCGCCUAGGCCGCCCUGCAAGCUUGAUCUUACGGAGGGCUUUGUAGAUGCGGUUGAGCUUUCGCCCGUAACUCCAGUAGACAAGCAGAACGAUGGCUUUGAAAGUCCAUCAGUACUCUCAGCCAUACGCAGAACACAAAAAACGCGGGAGAAAAUUCAGUUUGUGACACUGUGUUGGUUCGUCUAUCUGGAGGGUUGGAAUGAUGGAUCGAAUGGCCCUCUGUUGCCAAGAAUUCAAGAAGUUUAUGGGGUUGGAUAUGCUGUUGUAUCUCUUAUUUUCGUUUUCGCAUGUGUGGGAUUUAUCACGGGCGCCGUGUCUAAUGUGAUUCUUGCCGAGAGGCUAGGAUUCGGAAAAGUGAUGGUACUAGGUUCCCUAUUUCAAGUCGUGGCAUACAGUAUCGAGGCUUCGGGGCCACCUUUUCCCGUGUUUAUAUUUGCGUACUUUAUUAACGGAAUUGGAAUAGCCCUACAGAAUGCAAAUUCAGUCGGCUAUAUUGCAUCCAUCAGAGAAAAUGCAGAAGUGAAGAUGGGCCUUUUCAUGGCAGUAUAUGGGGCCGGGGCGCUCUCAUCGCCUCUGGUUGCCACUCAAUUCUCACAUCUACCUCGGUGGAAUCUACAUUACUUGACAUCCCUUGGAAUUGCGAUCAGCAAUACAAUCGCCUUGAUUAUAGUCUUCCGGUUGAAGCCCCAGAGAGAGUGUCUUGCCGAGAUAGGCAUCGUGGACGUAGAUAACAGUACAAGCGAGCACAGUCAUCUCAGGCAGAUAUUCGCGAACAAAGAUGUCCAUCUUCUGGCAGCAUUCGCUCUACUCUAUGUUGGAGCCGAGGUUACUGUUGGCGGCUGGAUUGUUACCUAUAUUAUUGAUGUCAGAGGUGGAGGGCCCUCAUCUGGUUAUAUUUCUACUGGUUUUUUCAGCGGUCUCAUGGCUGGUCGAGUAGUCUUGCUAUGGUUUAAUGAAAAGAUCGGAGAACGCUUGGCCUUGUUUAUCUACGCCGUUCUGGCUAUCAUUUUCGAGUUGAUCGUAUGGUUCGUCCCAUCUUUGGUAGGAGAUGUAGUCGCUGUCUGUAUAGUUGGCGUAUUGCUGGGGCCAAUGUACCCAAUUCUUGUAAACCAUGCAGGACGCGUCCUUCCUCGCUGGUUACUCACUGGUGCCAUUGGCUGGAUUGCAGGAGUUGGGCAGGCAGGCUCUGCACUGGUUCCGUUUAUCGUGGGUGCUAUCGCGCAAAAAUCUGGAAUUAAAACCCUGCAGCCUAUAUUGGUUGGCAUACUGGGUCUUAUGACUGCGUUAUGGGCGUUGGCGUCCCGUGGUUCGCGUCGCCCUGAUUGA